AUAUGACUUAGCUGCAGUCCCUGGCGCCUUUGGGACUGCCGCCACACCCGCUCCCCACAGGUUCUCAUUGAACCCUGAGCUAAAAGGGGUGCAUAAGAGGGAUCCCCUGGACUGGAGCCCUCCCUACUGCAGGUCACUCCAGCCUGGCCCCUGGCUGCCCUUGCCUUCUGCUUAACAGAUUUUUUUUUAGGGGAAGGCACAGAAGAUCCACUCUGACCCUGUGUGUCUCUGAACAUGUGGAGCCUGGGCAGGAGGAUCUGUGAGAGUCUCUCAUGAAGAGAAGCAGCCCUUCCCAUGUUCUGAGUGGAAUGUGGGGGAGGUGAGCCACAGGGUGGAGAACAGCCUGGUACUGCUUAUCCAUCAGAUCACCUACUGUUAGCCUGGAGAGCUACUUGGCAGACCCCUUGCACUUCCUCUAAGUUCUGAGAUGCGCGCUGGCCUUAGGGAAUCAUGCCCAGCACCUGACCCCAGUGAAGAAAGUUGUUGAAAGGACUGAGCAAUGGAACAGUAACUAAGACAGCAUCUCUGGAGCCUGUGUCGACCUUGCCAUCUGGGUGGUGAGAGACUCCAGGGUACUGUCCUCCAACAAGCAGCCGACCCUGGCUUACAGCCACCUUCAUACCACUGGCCAAAGCAAAGAGGUCCAUCUGGAGCCACUCCCUCCAAGACCUCUCUGAGAGGGCUUACAUGGACGGUGAGGAGAAAGAAAGUCUGACUUGACCAAGGAAAUCUUCAUGGCUCAGACAUUCCAGCUGUCAGGGCUCUGCCCACCUGGUGAUAUAGGAAGGGGAGUCAAGGAAGUGGAAGGUCUUGACUGGCACUUCCCUGUCCAUCUCCUGGCGGCUCUGAGGCAGGAUAAUGUCCAUCCUGAGAGGCACACAGAGGUCCUUCCAGGUGGCACUCUGGUUCCUGGUCCUGGCCGUGUUCCUGCUGGUUGUUUUCCUGCAUGUGGACUUCAGACUACUUAUACCGGACAAGGUCCAGGAACCACCGGUCACAAACAUCAUGUUCCUCAAAACGCACAAGACAGCCAGCAGUACAAUCCUCAACAUCCUCUACCGCUUCUCAGAGUCUCACAACCUAUCCACAGCGCUGCCCGAGGGCUCUAGAGUCCAUCUGGGUUACCCCUGGCUUUUUGUGACACGGUAUGUGGAGGGCCUGAAGCAGGAUGCCCACCUGCAGCAUCACUUUAACAUCAUGUGCAACCACCUUCGGUUCAACUAUCCUGAGGUGCAGAAAGUCAUGCCCAGGGACACUUUCUACUUCUCCAUCCUCCGGAACCCAGUUUUCCAGCUGGAGUCCUCCUUCAUCUACUAUAAGGACUAUGCACCUGCCUUCCAGAGAGCCAAGAGCCUGGACGAAUUCCUGGCAGAUCCGUGGAAGUACUACAAAGCUAGUGUGAGCCUGGAAAAUGUCUAUGCGAAAAACAACAUGUGGUUUGAUUUUGGCUUUGACAACAACGCCCCAGCAGACAAGGACUAUGUUCGCAAAUGCCUUGCGGAGGUGGAGCAGCGAUUCCAUCUGGUGCUCAUUGCAGACUACUUCGAUGAGUCUAUGGUGCUGCUGCGCAGAAGGCUGCGCUGGCAGCUGGAUGAUGUCGUGUCCUUCAAGCUGAACGUGCGCAGCCAGAGCACUGUCUCCCACCUGACGCCUGAGAGCCAGGAGCGUGUCCAGCACUGGUGUGCGCUGGACUGGCAGCUCUACCAGCAUUUCAAUCGCACGUUUUGGACCCAGCUGCAUGCGGAGCUAAGCCCACGCCAGCUCACAGAAGAGGUGGAGCAGCUGCGGGAGAGGCAGCGCGAGCUCAUGGCCCUGUGUCUUCAGGAUCCAGAGCCCAAGAACCUGACACACAUAGAUGACCGAAAUCUGCGCCCUUACCAGAGUGGAAAGGCUAAAAUUCUGGGCUACAAACUUAGGCAUGGUCUGGACACCACCACACUGCAUAUCUGUCAGAGAAUGGCGAUGCCCGAGCUCCAGCACAUGGCCCAUAUGUACUCUCUGCAGUUUCCCGACAAGACUCCCAAGGAUAUCCCAUUCCUGAAAAAGUAGGGUUUGGCUAAGUGACCCUCUCUUCCCAGCCUACCUUUCCAAAGUGAAACUGUGAAGAUGCCCAUCCGUCUCCAUCUCUGGGGAGAGGGCCUUCCACCUAAGACAACACGCACAGCUGUUCCAUAUCUGAAUCCACCCACUGUAGAGACAUGGACAGGCAAGAAUGCUUGUGCCCUUAAAUUAUUUCACAGAGACAGUCUAAGCAGCCCACCAGGUGAACAUCAGCCCAGGGGAAACACCGGAGCAUAGACAUCGGGCCUGUGGAUCCAAGAAGAGACCUAGAAUGGUUCCCUGGGAUUUUGUAGCCACAUUGGUUCAGCACCGGUGACAAUGCCAUGCUUGUACAGGGUUCGGAGGCUCAGACGUGGGCCAGGGAGUGACGGGAUGAGUAGGCAGCCUUACAUUUUACGAAGAACAGUGCAGACUGAGAGUUGUGAACGUUGUUGGUUAGCCUGAGCACACACACAGUCUACUUUUUAGCUUCCUGUUGAACAGUCCUGAAGGAGAAAGUGCCUGACUUGCCACAGGUUCUCUGAGAGGCUCAGGUACCUUUGGUUGCCUUGGAAACCAUGUUGUGUAUAAUCUCAGGGAUCAUCUUUUGGGUGCCUCUCUUAGUCAUACAUGGAGAGAUACUAAGUAUCUAGCACCCAGCUCUCAGGAUGAGGUACCUGAUUCCCUGGGGUACUCAAAUAGGGUGCCUGAGGUGUUGGGAAAAGAAGCCACUCUCACAUACUCAGCCCAGACUGUCUGCCUGAGCCUUGCUUGUUGAGUUUUGGUGGAGGCUUUUCUUCUGUGUCCAAGGCCACAGAAAAGACAUCCUAUGCUCCUUUGGACAUCAAUUUAAUAUGAAAAGUAUUGUUAAAGAAAAAAGUAACUUUUUGUAAUUUUAGAGAGAGUACAAUGAGUUUGUCAACACAAAAGAACACUGUAAAUUGAGAAUUGGCUCUCCCAAACUGAACAGAGGUAUUCAGAAUGCCAGGGAUGCUGGCUCAGACCUUUAAUCCUGGCAUUGGGGAGGUAGAGGCAAACAGAUCUCUGACUUCAAGGCCAGCCUGAACUACAUAGUGAGUUCCAGGACAACCAGGCUACAAAGUAUGACCCUGUCUCAAAACAAGACAAAAAACCACAAACAAAGCUAAAAGACCAAUCAAACAAAAAUACAAAUUACUGAAUUUAGACCAAAAUGCUCUUAAUAAACUUGAGUCCUCUGGAAGAGAAGUGAAAGAAAAAGACCCCGAACACCAUGUUCUCAGACCAAGUUCUCAGCAUGAAGGAGAUUUAUUUGCCCUAGAGGAACAGAGGAUAUGGAUAAUGGACAAAGAUGGGAGGGUUAGGGGUAUCUGUCCCAGAGUGGGACAGAGGACUGCCUCUGGAUAGAGAGAAGACAGAUGUGGCCCAUAGGAAAAUGGCAGUUAGGAUUAAAGGGAAACCCUGUGUUAGGAUGAGGUGUUUAAUUUUAAUUGAGCAUGUUAAUUAGGCGAACCAAAGGGGGCUUUUGAUUGCUGGACUUCAAUGCUUUGAUAGUUGGACCUUGGUAGUUAGCCUCAGGAGGAGGAAGUGGACAAAUGACCUUGGUGGCUAGCUUUAAGUGUGUUAGCAGGGCCGAGAGGAUGCAGGAGGAGAUCAAGGCCUGCCAUAGCUGUGCUCGCCUUGCUGGAGCUGGCCAGAGUCCCAUCAUGAAGAAGUUUUCUUACCUCUGAGCCAUGUCUCCAGCUCCUUAGUUAGAACUUUUCAUUCUUAGUAUCCUUAAUUUUUUUCUUUUUCUUUUUGUCAGUUCUGGGGGUUGAACCCAGGACCUCAAGUGUGCUAGGCAAGUGACCUGACACUGAGCCGUGACCCCAACCUUCCUGAAACCUUCAUUUCUAGGGAAGACUCAGGAACAAAGAAAGAUCCAGUUGUCACACACAAUCACACAGGUCAAUUAAAUUGUCUCUGUCUUUCACCCAUAUACACUGAACACUUGACAUUGCCUCAUAUAAUUAUGGUCUCUCUAAUAGGUCUUCUAUGUCCCACU
Mus musculus (house mouse) is the source of this 4063-nucleotide messenger RNA. RefSeq names its product galactose-3-O-sulfotransferase 2C (gene Gal3st2c). Gene Ontology annotation, molecular function: galactosylceramide sulfotransferase activity; galactose 3-O-sulfotransferase activity. The record is from RefSeq and is marked validated. Gene Ontology annotation, cellular component: Golgi membrane; membrane. The coding region runs from base 859 to 2049 and encodes 396 amino acids. Lineage: Eukaryota; Metazoa; Chordata; Mammalia; Rodentia; Muridae. Gene Ontology annotation, biological process: glycolipid biosynthetic process. The transcript is spliced from 8 exons.